Molecule: messenger RNA, 2955 nt
Organism: Spea bombifrons (plains spadefoot toad)
Lineage: Eukaryota; Metazoa; Chordata; Amphibia; Anura; Pelobatidae
Gene: ZFAND4
Product: zinc finger AN1-type containing 4
Exons: 10
Coding region: 321-2309 (662 amino acids)
Molecular function (GO): zinc ion binding; protein binding
Source: RefSeq, a predicted model, not a curated record
GUGGUGUGGUAACACGGUUUCCCUAUCCGGCUGGAUUGCCUCUGGAGAGGGUAGGGCGUGAUGCGUGGUUACCGCGACUGAUUACAUCCGCCCUUUCGGGUUGUAGGAGAGCGAUCUUGGUGGCGUUGGUGUCAGGGGAGCCCACCAGGUGCCCCCGAUGCCCCUACUAUCCAGCCCCAUUGUCACCUCUCGGUUAUCUGCCCUAUACCGAGUGAUACGCAGACUGACAUGCUGAGCGAUGGCAAAUAAGAAGGAUCCUCCUUUUUUUUAACAAAGAGAACUGUGGAUCACUUUGCUACAAACUACCAUUUUAUGGCACAAUGGAACUCUUCAUUGAAACCCUUACAGGAACAUGCUUUGAGUUGCAAGUGUCACCCUUUGAAACUGUCGUUUCUGUGAAAGCCAAAAUUCAGCGAUUAGAAGGCAUUCCAGUUUCACAGCAGCACUUAAUUUGGAAAAGUGUAGAACUAGAGGAUAAGUGUAGCUUAAAUGAAUACAACAUCUCUGAAGGCUGCACUCUGAAGUUGGUAUUGGCAAUGAGAGGUGGUCCCAUUAAUACACGCAGGGUACCUCUUGAGGACUCCAUCAGAGAAAUGUCAGAGCACAUGGAUCCCUUACGGGAGGAGAUGUGGGACAAAAGCCCCUCAAAUAAGCCGGUUACAUUUUUGGUUCAUAGAGAAGAUAAUCGGUUGAAUUUCUUCCGUGUCGUAGACAGAGGCGAUGGCACCCUAACUCCGUUAUCUGAAUCACCCAGUGGAGGUUCGGUUUAUAACUUAUACCCUGAAGAUGACGAUGAGGCUUGUCCGUCUGUCCAACAGUUAAAAGAGAAUUCAAUCACCAUGAACAAAAUGAAGUUAUUAAAAUCGAAGAUGAAGAACAUGAACCUCAAUAAAAAGUUAAAGCCAAGGCCUCCUGUGGUUCCACGUGCCUCAAGCAACAUGACAACUGUGCGGCACAAAUUUAGAGUAAGAGUUCUUCCUCACAUUGGAGAGUCUUGCUUACCUCUUGGAAAACCACAUUCCCCAGAGUGUUCCCAUUCUACGCUAACUGCUGCUAGUAGAACAAUACCAACCAUUACUUCUGACUGUUUAACAGAAGAUGACACCUGGAAUACUUCUGUGUUGGCUCCCCCACUUAAUAGUUUUGGUUUACCACCCAAAAUUUCCAGAGUAGAACUGGAAAAUACCAGGCCCUGCAAAAAUACUCUUCUCCCUCCUAUUUCACCUUUGCCUAAAAAAGACAUGUUGACAACAGAGAAGGACACCAUCUUUAAUCAGAAUAUAAACGUGUUCUCUGCUGAAGAAAAGACUAGACCAAUUGCUGAUUCGUUUGCUUUGGUAACCGAAGGUGGACCUUCUGAACAGUAUGGAGACUUGUACAAUUUAGGAAAAGCGAAACCUGACUUUGGAAGCGCUGAAGGACGCAAAGAGUCUACUACCACAGAGACUCGUCGUAAAGCUCUGUCCACAGCUUUAAACUCUGAAGCAAUGGAAAGUGGAGUUAUCAACAAUGGGGAGCUAAGUACUCCAAGGAAUAAAUUUGUAUCACCCAUACAUUUUCCUGCGCAAAUAAGCCGUAACUCCUUCUCCGAUUCACACCAUCAGCCCAGAUGUUUUGAGUUUGGCAGCUUAAGACCUACUGCGUCGCAUAGCCUGUUUCGUUCUUUAGAAAUUCACAACAUGGACGACCCUUCAUUUUCUAGGACUACACGAUUUCGGGGUGUUAAAGUUGAUGCUCCAGGCAACAGAUCAGAUGUUUCCAAAAUGGAAGCCAGAGACAUGACAGAAUUGGCUAAUAGGGCUUCCAAAGAACCUGUGGGCACUUUAAAAAAUCUGGAGUUUUUUGCUUCGCUGGCUCGAGGCACAAGUAGGGACAGUUUUCAGCGCUCCAGUAACCCAGACACACUUCAGCCUUCUGCUGUUGCUCAUUCUACCAGCCAACAGUAUGCUCAAGAAGAGACCUUUAAAAGGAUGGAAUCCUUUAAUGACAAUGCAGAUUUAUUCAUGCGUCCUCAUGGGGUGAGCAUUAACAACGCAGCUACAAGAAAAGUCAUAGCUGAAGCCCCAUAUAUUUUACCGCCUGUUAAAUCUACUCUUUGCAUCAAGAAGAAGACCACAAAGCACUGUUUCUUUUGUAGAAAGAAAACUGGAUUGGCGACCAGUUUUGAGUGCAGAUGCGGGAAUAACUUCUGCGCCACACAUCGCUAUGCUGAAACUCACAACUGUUCAUAUGACUACAAGACAGCAGGAAGGAGAUAUCUUGAAGAAGCAAAUCCUGUCAUCACUGCAUCAAAACUUCCGAAGAUUUGACUGGUUUGGUUCAUACCGAAACCAAGCGAAGGAUUUGCAAAUCACAUGUUCGUAUUUUUAAGACGUCUAGCGUUUUAAAACACAGAGGAUUUUCCGAGUCACAGAAGUUUGUUAUUGUGACCAUCACCUUUAUGAUCCUUUUUAUUGUAUGAUUAAAGAUUUUUUAAAGCUAUUUCACAGCAAUGAUUAUUUUUUUUGUUGUCUUGACACCUCUUCUUAAGUGUUUUUUAUAUUGGACAAAAUAUACUAUUUUGCCUGACAAGUCUUUCAGAGAUGCACUUUAUUAAUAUUUACUGUAUAAUCUGAUAUGAUAAGGGUCUUGUAUUCAUUUUUACAUGUUUAUCAAUCUCUUUUUUUAUGUUAAAUUAUUUCUGCCAUUCUUAACUUGCCAUGUAAGUUUUUUUUGUUUCCUUUUUUCCAGGUGUUAUUAAAAAAAACAUUAAUUUUAAUCUAAAUUAUGACUACAUGCAUAUCACAGUACCGACCACUGCACACGAUUUGUAAUAAGAUGUUUUCUGUUACAGUUUCAUUAAGUGUAACAUUAACUUUUUAUUUAUUUUGUAAUUUUACAUUUUAUCAAAUUUCAUUCCUUAAUUCAUUUGUUGUCAUAAAAAUACAGUAAAUAAAUAUUGCCUUUUCAUACACA